Molecule: messenger RNA, 624 nt
Organism: Diaporthe citri
Lineage: Eukaryota; Fungi; Ascomycota; Sordariomycetes; Diaporthales; Diaporthaceae
Exons: 1
Coding region: 1-624 (207 amino acids)
Source: RefSeq, a predicted model, not a curated record
AUGAGAAACGGUCCAACCUGCCUCAAGCCACUACCAGCCGGCAGGAAGAGGAUCAAGAAGCUGAAGAAGAAUGAACUGACGCCCUGGCCUUUUGACGAGUCGUUUGCUAGCCCACUCAAGGCUACCACCACAACCACAACCGUCAAGAACGGUAAAAUGGGUAAGGACAAGGUCCAAAAGACACCCACCACUGGCCCAUCCAAGCCCAGUGCUGCCACCAAGACCGGCACCAUGGCUGCCAGCAAGGUCCAGAAGAAGCCCACCACUGGCCCAACCCUCCCGAAGGAGCUCAUCGAAAAGCAUACCCUGAGCGUCACGCCCCAGUCCGGAGCGGACAUGGAGGAGCUGGAGGAGGCCAUUCGCAAAAUCGAGAGCCCCUGCGGCAACAUGGUCUGGAGCGAGUCCUGGGUCAAGGAGCGCACGCGGGGCAGCGGCCCGACGACGCUGGACAUCAACAUCAUCUACAACGACUGCAGCGGCCGCAAGACGAUGCCGUACUCGUGCCGCAAGAACCGCACCGUGUACGGCGCCACGAAGCGGGAUCUGCCGUCGCACAGCGACGCAUUGAAGAUGGAGGACGUCAUCCACCGCGUGCGGGACAUGGACGACCUCGUCGCGGCGUGA